Messenger RNA from Aspergillus pseudonomiae, 4566 nucleotides. RefSeq lists its product as uncharacterized. Gene Ontology annotation, molecular function: hydrolase activity, hydrolyzing O-glycosyl compounds; chitin binding. The record is from RefSeq and is a predicted model, not a curated record. The transcript is spliced from 8 exons. NCBI's taxonomy places the organism in Eukaryota, Fungi, Ascomycota, Eurotiomycetes, Eurotiales, Aspergillaceae. Bases 1 to 4470 code for a protein of 1489 amino acids. Gene Ontology annotation, biological process: carbohydrate metabolic process.
AUGAUGACCCCCUCGUGGCUGACCACAGCCCUGGGGGCUGUAUGCCUCUUGCUCUCUUUUGAUCUUGCCUUUGCGGCACGAGGAAAGGCAGGAUUGAGAAAGCCUGCCAGUCCUGGCUAUCGCAGUAGAGAUGCGGCAUGCCCUGUAGCUUGCCACAUCGCAGGUCCCAAUCCCUCCAAUUGGUCUCUGUACCACAAUUUCGAUCAACUCCAGUUCUGCCACCAAACCAUGUUUUACGAUUUCUCUUUGUAUGAUCGAGUGGAUGAUCCAGACACCCUCCAUCGCCUCUAUGCUUGUAGCUCUUCUGGCCCUGACUGGUCGAGCCUCCCACGCCCGAGCGCAAAGAUGGCGUCUGCUGCUGAGUCUGUGAACACAACAUACUCCCUUGGCUGGUGGACAGAAGGCGCACUCGCCCCCUCAGAUAUCAUCUCCGUUUUGAAACAGAUGCGCUAUUAUAUGAAGAGUCAACAUAUCGCUACUCGGAGCACUGAGAGAAACACAUUCAUGUUUGCGCGAUCUGGGUCCGCCGCAGUCGGUAUUUAUAUUGGAAAAGGUCUACAAAGCGAGGGAGUCGCAUCCUUUGCGGCGAAGGCGCUGGCAGACAAUCUUCGUACUCUACGGAUCAGCUCAAGUAAUGUGGCCAUGCAAUUAUGUGAUCCCACUAGCAACAAUGCCCAUACGUUCGGGAUAUUCGCCUCUAGCAAUGGUUCUUUUUCCCCGGUGCAGGAUGCCAUGAAAACCUGGUCGACAGGAGGUUGUCUCUCCUUUGAACAUACAAAGAACGUUACCGGUCCGGCCGUCCAUACCACUCCUCUUUUGAAGAGUUCUCCCAACACCACCCAAUCGAACACCACCCGUCCCACGUCAUCCUCCCCCGGCAAGCUCGUAGCUCGGGCUGAAUGUAGCACGAUUCAGGUUGAGGGAGGAGAUGACUGCGCUGCUCUGGCGACAAAGUGUGGAAUCUCCGCGGCAGAUUUUACCGAGUAUAACUCUGACCCUCAACUCUGUUCGUCACUCAAGCCCGGGCAACAUGUCUGCUGCUCGUCCGGCACACUCCCGGACUUUGCCCCAAAACCUAACCCGGACGGAUCGUGUGCUUCGUACACCAUCCAAGAAGAUGACAACUGUGCAGAUCUUGCUGCUCAAUACAGUCUAACAAAGGAGGAUUUGGAGGGCUUCAACAAGAAGACAUGGGGCUGGAACGGCUGCUCGAAUGUUUGGAUUGGUACUAUCAUCUGCUUGAGCAGUGGAAGCCCGCCUAUGCCAAACCCCGUAGCCAAUGCGGUAUGCGGCCCCCAAGUACCAGGCACUGAAACGCCCAAAGAUACUACGGAUAUUGCAGGGCUCAAUCCAUGCCCCUUGAAUGCCUGUUGCAAUGUUUGGGGUCAGUGUGGAAUAACAGACGAGUUCUGCAUCGACACCAGCACUGGAGCGCCAGGGUCUGCUAAAAAAGGUACGAACGGUUGCAUUUCAAACUGUGGCACACAGCUCGUCCGCGGUGAUGCCCCUGAAGUCUUCCGAAGUAUUGCCUAUUUCGAGGGUUAUAGCUUGGGUAGUCGCGCGUGCCUAUAUCAGGAUGCCAUCCAAAUUGACGGGUCCAAAUACACACAUCUGCACUUUGCAUUUGGUCAACUAACAGAGCAAUAUGAGGUUAAGUUCGAGGACGUCCUGACUGAGUACGAAUUUAGGAAUUUUAUGAAAGUCGCUGGACCAAAAAAGAUCCUGUCUUUCGGUGGCUGGGAUUUCUCCACCCUGCCUGCUACAUACAAUAUUUUUCGCCAGGGAGUCAAGCCUGCCAAUCGGCUGACAAUGGCCACGAACAUUGCUAACUUUGUCAAGGCUAAUAACGUUGAUGGAGUUGAUAUUGACUGGGAGUAUCCUGGAGCACCUGAUAUUCCGGGAAUUCCGCCCGAUGAUCCGGACUCUGGUGACAAUUAUCUGGCCUUCCUCGUCAUCCUUAAGAAUCUGCUUCCCGGGAAAUCCGUUUCUAUUGCGGCCGCAUCGUCCUACAGCUACCUAAGGUAUUUCCCCAUCGAGAAGAUUAGUAAGAUCGUGGACUAUAUCAUCUACAUGACCUAUGAUCUCCAUGGACAGUGGGAUGCAAUGAAUCCCAACUCACAGAUAGGUUGUCCUUCAGGAAUGUGCCUUCGCAGUCAGGUCAACCUGACUGAGACCAUCAGUUCUUUAGUCAUGAUCACCAAAGCAGGUGUUCCCUCGCAUCAGGUUGUCGUUGGCGUAACCAGCUAUGGGCGAUCGUUCGCCAUGGCUGAUCCUACAUGUCACGGCCCAGAAUGCUUCUACACUGGAGGACCUUACGACUCGCAGGCUACCCCGGGAAAGUGCACGACCACAGGAGGUUAUAUAUCCAAUGCUGAGAUCAAUGAGAUUUUGGAGGGGUCCACAACUAACGGGCUUCUGAAACGCGACGGUCGAGUCAAUCAGCACUAUGUCGAUCCUGCUAGCGACAGCGACAUUCUAAUCUACGACAAUAACCAAUGGGUCGCAUAUAUGAGCGCUGAGACCAAGGCGUCGCGCAAGUCGCUCUACGAGAGACUCAACAUGGGCGGUACCACGGACUGGGCCACAGAUCUCCAGGAAUAUAACGAUCCUCCAACACGUGGUGGCGUGCUUGUCGACAACUGGGCUGCCUGGAAGACUGCCAUAAACAACAAACAGGACCCCUGGCAGGUUGGAAAUAGGACAGGAAACUGGACUGAGCUCCAUUGUACUGAUAGGGCCGUCGCCGAUAAGCGCGGGUUGUCGCCAUCGGAACGAUGGAACCAAAUUGAUGCUCCUCAUGCUUGGGCUGACGUGAUUGAUAUGUGGAGAACCUUUGAUAGAAGCCGCCCAAAAAUGGCAUUCACAGCGUCCAUCUCGGACACUCUUAACGGCCCAGACAAUGCUGAAUGUGGCACGUUCGCGGCGACAAACAACUGCGAUAACACUAAACAGUGUAAGGAGUUCGAUACCAAUGGUGCAGGCCCAGCAGGCUAUAUGAUUUGGAAUUCAAUGGUUUAUAUUCAUCAGCUAUACCAGAGCUAUCACAGUGCCCUAUUCCAUGAGGCCGCUUCAGUAAUCACCAACUCUCUCGAUGAUUUCGAGAAUAAGUUCGCGCCGAUACCUAAGCCCCCGGACAAUACAUGGCUCUUACUCCUGAUCGACCUCAUUACGCUUGGGACCGCUUCAGCAGCCCGCCCCAUUCUUCAAUUCCAUAAAGAAGAAGUUAACCUUAUCCCCCCAAAAGUGUUGUCAAAGUUGCCCUAUUUCAUAGCGAAGGGCUCAACACUGGACAACGUCAAGGAUACCACUAUGACCAUCAUCUCACAAAGUACAACUAUCGCCAAGGACUUGCUCGAUGACCCUGAAGCUUACGACUGGACUCCAGAGAAGCAGGAUGAGUUCACCAACUAUAUGGGCCAGGCUAUCGCGGGCUGGGGCGCCGUGAUAGAAAAGUCGUUGAGCAAAUUAUUCGACGGCUCUGACGACGCAAUCAAUACACUGACGGAGCUCAUCUCUGACGGCAAAUUUAUUGAAGACGGGGUCGGACUGCCAAAGGAUAGCUUAGCUGCUCUUCAGAAAGGUAUAGGCAAAUCGUUCUUCGCCUUCGCCAUUCCUUCCAUCUGGGCUGUUUCUGGUAGAUACCCUUUCAUUAUUGAUGCGGGCUACUCAUGUGACCAUGCCGAUGACAUGGGUGAUUAUUUGGAGGAAGAGACAAUGCAACUGGCAAAGGCCUGCUAUCGCAAUAAGCGCUACUAUCUUGCCGCACCUGAGGGGCAGCCUUGGGUGUGCUUUGAAGGUGGCUGCCUGGAUAAUCCAUUCUCUGCACUGCCCGGCGUGGACUCAAUGGGUCAAGGGUUGUUUGGCAAUGUCACCGUGGAGGAGAUCAUCAUAGGAUCAGUGCGUACAUACUUGCAGAACGGUGAGACGAAUGGCGGCAACGCAGCCGACCCUACGGAUAUGGAGACACUAGAAGAGCUGUACAACGACGAUAUCACGACGCCGGGACUGAUCCGUUUGCCAGUCUGUGGCGCGGAAACUGCCUUCCGUGCAUGGGACCAUGGCGAUACUGGGGAUACCGACGCCCCGAACUACCCCUGCGUGAUCUAUCCAGCGCCUGACUAUUGCGGCAGCUCCACAUUCGUCGACCAGACUAGUGAUGCGUCCCCAACCGUGGCGGACUGCAUGCAGAUCGUGAAGAACAUUGCUAACACAGAUGGCCACUAUGAGGUCGAGAACGCGAUCGGGUCCCAGCACCAGCUCGUCCAACAUGGGACAUGCGCCUUCGGUGUGCAGGGUAAGGGCAAGAAUGGUAACAUUGACUUCCAUGUCGGCGCGCAGGACAUUGUGGAUAUCAUAUCCGACUCCGUAAGACAAUUUGGAGGGUCUGGGAAGGUUGGUUCCAAAGGCGAGAUGUCCUGCAAGGGGACUGUCAAGGGCCAGAAGGUCGAGUGGGGGCUGUAUCAUAAUUAGGCUUGCUACAACGGCUUUAGUCGAUAUACCGAUCAAGAUGGAAUUUGAAAAAUGGUGCUUCAAUUCUAGCUGUUUUAGAUAGUUGCGCUCUUUGAU